AUGUCGUACCGGCGGCUCUCGGGUUCCGACCCGGAGGAGCACAAGAGCUACGGGUCGGUCGACUCGACGCCGAAGACGAGCCCCACGGCCCUGCUGAUCGACGACUUUGAGAAGGCCGAUACGGGGAACCCUUUCCUGGACGCAGAGACGGCGGCCUACUGGUGGAACGUGUAUGAGGGCUGCGAGUACGAGUGCCGGCACGCCUUCGACCCGGCACUCACUUGGUCUCGGAGGGAGGAGGAGGAGCUCGUCCGGAAGCUGGAUUGGAAAGUCUGCUUAUGGGCCUGUGUCAUGUUCUUUGGCCUACAGGUGGACCGCAACAACCUUUCCCAAGCUGUGUCGGAUAACAUGCUGGACGACCUGGGCUUGAAUACGGAUGACUACAAUUAUGGAAAUUCUGUAUUUCUAGUAUCGUUCCUGCUGGCCGAGCUGCCCUCACAGCUCAUCUCCAAGGCGCUGGGUCCAGAUCGAUGGAUUCCAAUGCAGAUGGUGCUCUGGUCCUUUGUGGCCAUUUCUCAAUGUGCCCUCACAGGACGGACCAGCUUCCUGAUCACAAGGAGCCUGCUGGGUCUCUUGGAGGGGGGAUUCAUCCCUGAUCUCGUGCUCUGGCUCUCCUACUUCUACACCUCGCGGGAGCUGCCCAUUCGGCUGUCGUACUUCUGGACCACGCUGUCUGUGACGGGAAUCCUGACGUCGCUCCUCGCCUUCGCGUUGCUGCACCUGCGCGGAGUCAUGGGGUGGGAAGGCUGGCGGUGGCUGUUCCUGGUCGAGGGCUGUAUCACACUCACUGUCGGGGUGAUGUCCUUCUUCCGCAUGCCGGCCUCGGCGGUCCAGACGCGGACGUGGUUCCGGCCCGCUGGCUGGUUCACUGAGCGCGAAGAGGCCAUCGUGGUCAACCGCGUGCUGCGCGACGACCCCAGCAAGGGCGACAUGCACAACCGGCAGGCCCUGACACCGCGGCGGCUGUGGGAGGCGCUCACGGAUUUUGAUCUGUGGCCGCUCUACAUCGUCGGCCUGGUGGCCUACGUGCCGCAAAGCCCGCCCAAGACCUAUGUCACGUUGAUUCUGCGUGGGUUGGGCUUUGGGACCUUUGAGACCAAUCUUUUGACCAUUCCUGCGGAAAUCAUGCAUAUCUUCAACCUCAUCAUACUUACCAGACUAUCCGAAUGGCUGAAUGAGCGCGCAUUAGUUGCCAUCCUGCAACCCUUAUGGACGUUACCUUGCAUCUUGGCUCUCCGUUUCUGGGAAGGCACGUUUGAGAACGCUUGGGGAACUUAUACAACCCUCAUGGUGUUGCUAUCAUACCCUUACUGCCAUGCAAUCCUUGUGGGCUGGUGCUCGAAGAACUCGAACAACGUCGGGACGCGCACCGUCUCUGCGGCUCUUUACAAUAUGUCGGUCCAGACAGGCUCCGUCUUCGCGUCCUACAUCUACCGUGAGGACGACAAGCCGCACUAUCGUCGCGGAAACUCGACACUGCUGCUGGUCAACCUGGCCUCGGUACUGGUCUUCCUGCUGGCCAAGCUGUACUACGUGUACCGCAACCGGCAGCGCGAGUGGCAGUGGCGCGCGCUGAGCGAGGAACAGCGCGCCGAGUACCGCCGGAACACAAUGGUACAGGGGAGCCGGCGGUUGGAUUUCCGGUUUGCGCACUGA
Neoarthrinium moseri is the source of this 1656-nucleotide messenger RNA. RefSeq lists its product as uncharacterized. The transcript has 7 exons. Gene Ontology annotation, cellular component: membrane. Gene Ontology annotation, molecular function: transmembrane transporter activity. NCBI's taxonomy places the organism in Eukaryota, Fungi, Ascomycota, Sordariomycetes, Amphisphaeriales, Apiosporaceae. The coding region runs from base 1 to 1656 and encodes 551 amino acids. Gene Ontology annotation, biological process: transmembrane transport. The record is from RefSeq and is a predicted model, not a curated record.